AUGCGAUUGUUGCUGCAGCUAGCUAUAGUAUGUUUGUAUGCAGGGGUGGCAGAGAGUGCCUGUCCCCACCUGGAGGCUGGGCUGGAGAACUGGGGAGACACAACUUCCUGGACAUCGGGUGUAUUGCCGAUUGAAGAUGACCAAGUUGUUAUUCCAUCAGGCAAGAAGCUCCUUCUGAACGUGUCCCCGCCCUGUCUGUCCUCCAUCACCAUCGAGGCUGGAGCAGCGUUAGUGUGGGGCGACGUGGACAACCUCAACGUCUGUGUCAGCUACAUCCUCAUCAGAGGCCGCCUCCAGAUCGGCAGUGAAGACUGCAGGUUCACCAGGAAAACUCACAUCAGACUUACAGGUGAAAGCAACUCCACGCUGUCUGUUUCUGGCUUUGGGAGGAAGUUCAUUGGCGUGGCUGCAGGAGGCACGAUUGAGGUACAUGGAGAAGAGAAGCCAUCAUGGACGAAGUUGAUCCAGACAGCUGAACCAAGCACCUGUGACAACCUGUUCAAUUUCCAGACAAGCGUAUUUCAGGCGGAGUCUUCCCGAGGUCUGUACGUGUCUGUGUUUAAUGAGGACAGCUCUCUGUGGGACUUUGUCGUGUUCAGGACUGGGGAGGACAUCGCUGCCGAGGAACUCAAAUUCCAGGAAUUUAUAGAAAGUGUUCCCCAAGACAAGAUUCUGGCAGUUGCUCUUCAAGGUGAACUUGGAACUGGUGACAUGACCGCUGUGUACACAACACUGGAGGCAGCUGGGGGUCUGACGUCAUCAGCUAUCAGGAGCGUCACAGGCAGACAAGCUUACGCCUUUAUCACAAUAACAGGUAAUAGUAGCACUACGCUAGAGAAGUAUGCCGCCAACCCCCUCGACGAAAAAAUUGUAGAAACAGGCUACCUAUCAGUUGACUUCAACGGGUUCCAGUUCAGAGUCAACAGCAAGGUGUUCUCCGAUCCGAAAAUGAGGAAAGGUGUCGACUUUAAGGUCCUCACACAAGAAGCCGCUUACCCUUGUCUUCAACUCAACGUUGACGUUUCCAAGUGGAGGGCCGGCGAUAAGAUCGUCAUAGCUUCAACCGACUUCGACUGGAGACAGGCUGAAGAAAUGACCAUCAAGAGUUGUCCUUCUUGUGCCGUCAACGAGAUCUGUCUGACAAAGCCACUGAAAUACAUGCACUAUGGGGAGGUAACUCUUGGUGUGGACGAGAGGGCGGAAGUGGGGCUGUUGAGUCGGAACAUCUUCAUAGAGGGCGUUAUACCGGAAGAGGGCUGCAGUACAUUCGGAGGUCAUAUCAAGGUUGUCAGAGGCUUCGAGGCUGCUCACAUCCAGGGUAUAGAGCUCUACCACAUGGGGCAGCAGCGAUUUCUGGGUACCUACCCGCUCCAUUUCCACAUGUGCGACGACGUGGACGGCAACUGGUUCCGUCACAACUCCAUCCACCACUCCUUGACGAGAUGCGUCACUGUCCACGGCUCCGAUGGCGCUGAGGUGUCUCACAAUGUGUGCUAUCUCCACCGCGGCCAUGGCUUCUUCCUGGAGGACAGCGCAGAGCAGAGGAACGUCUUCGACAGCAACCUGUGUAUCGGCACCAUGCACGGCACCCACAUCCUGUCCGACAUGAAGAAUAAAUGCGCCCUCUCCUCCUACUGGAUCACUCACCCCAACAACACCUUCAUCAACAACGUGGCCGCCGGCUCAGAUAACGUAGGAUUCUGGAUACUAGCCUCCAAGUUUCCCCUCGGACCCUCCCGACAACGCCAGGAAGAGAGGGGGCUAGUUCCAAAACUGCAUGCCAUGCAGACAAAGAUCAAGGAAUUCAGAAACAACACGGCUCACUCGAACGUCAAGAGAGCCCUGCGAAUCGAUCACCGUAUAUCUCAUGGAGAGGUGAAAGACGGCGUUUUUGUCCCCGAGAAUGGAGUAUUUAGUGGCACUAUAUCACACACACCAAGGGAUCCGCCGACAGAAACCAGAGGAUUUCUUGACAAAUCCUACCUCUAUGGGUUCACAGCAUACAAAAAUAACGACCUGAAUGUGUGGACGAAAGCUGGAAUCGUUAUCAUGAGUAACUUCACCCUGGCAGAUUCUAUGAGAGGCAUCACUAUGGCUGCAGGGACGUCUGAGACAUACGCUGAGAUUACGAACUCGCUGUUUGUUGGGGAGACGGACAACCUCGGGGAGCCCCAGGAACCCUUCGGCCGGUCAAGAUCAGGAAAUGAAAAUGAGCCUCUCCAAGGAGUGUUGUUCUACCAGGGUCCAGGCCACGUGACAAAUACCUUCUUCGACAAAUACGAGACGAAGAUGUCAGGAUCAGUGACCAGAUACGCAGGGGCCGUCAGCGUGAAGCGCAGCAACCCGUACCCCCCUAAAGCCAGCAGCCAUGUUGAGGGGAUCAAGUUCGGCUUCUGUGACGUGACUGAGGGCAACUGGGCCUUUAAGGGGGAUCCAUCUGUCCCUACAAUAAAGAACAAAGACGGCAACAGACAAAUCACCUUCAGGGACAUCGAUGGUGGCGUCUCCGGUACUCCGGGGACCCAGUUCGUGCCGAACACACGUUUCCACACCACCAACCAGUGUGACUAUAGGCCGGUCUCGAACUUCGCAGUGUGUCCCCAUGACUACGCUAAGGCUCUCUUUAGAGGAGACGGAGCUCUUAAAACAUUAGACAUGAACUACCCAAUGUACAUGCGCCGGGACGACAGACCUGAUGAUCCUUUUGCCCUAGAAGGUACUAAGGGAAAUAUCUACCUGGUUAUCAAGAAGAAAUCCUACACCGUGUAUUUUAACGGAACAGCUCCGACGAAACUACAGGUAUCUGCAGAAAAUCUAGAGAGUGGUGACUAUGUCAGACUCGGACUGUGCUACCCUAAAGACGUUACCAGCUUCACCUUCUCCAGUGGACUUCCUAAGAUAAAGUCUUCUACUCCUGCUUUCAACGUCAGCAGCAUCAGCGAUCUGGACAGCGACACCACCGGGAGGGCUUACUUCUGGGACAAGUCCACAGGGUUGUUGUUCAUCAAGAUAUACUCCAAUGUCGAUCGCGUUGAUGGCGAGAAGUGUCCAGGAUACAAGUGCCCGUCACUAACCAUCACCAGAACUGGUGGCAGUGAUGACCUCGUCGACUGCUACGACGACGCAUACAAUGGAGCCUACAACAAACCUGAAGAUGAUGCAGUGAAUAUACCCACGGCUAAAUCCUGCACCAAGACAACAUCAGAGGGCUUUGGUGCCGAGGUGGAGUCCAACUUCUUCAGUGCUGCACCUUCUACACCAGUGUGUCCAGCUGAUCCUGUACAUGAAGGUCGAUCAACACCCGAACUGAAAGGUUGCUACAAAGACAGUUUCAGCUUCAGAGAUAUCCCCCAUGCCUACAUCAAACUAGGCAUGUCCAUGACUGUCAGUGCCUGUGUAGAGAGAUGCUACUACCGGGGAUAUGUAUACGCUGCUCUGCAGGGCGGUACGGAGUGCAGAUGUGGUAAUAUGUAUGGAGGCUUUGGAACCAGCACCAUGUGCUCCAAACCCUGUUCAGGCAACAACACCGUCAACUGUGGAGGUUCCCUGGCUAAUGCUGUCUACACCACCGGCAAAGCUGCACCUUCGGCCAUGACCACGUGUCGGACCACAGGCGUGGUGAUUGACGGGAAGUGUUAUUACCUCACUUCCGGUACCUAUUCAUACGUGGAAGCUCAGGCACAGUGCGUCAAAGUUGGAGGGAACUUGGCCACCAUCAACUCAGAGAGUGUACAGUCUGAAGUGGAGCGCUACUUGAGACCCUUCAUGGCUGACGCGUGGUUCGGGCUUAACGACGUCAUCGAUGAAGGCACCUACGUCUUCGUUGAUGGUACAGCGCUUGGCAGUUACAUAAAUGUUAUGCCUGGUCAGGGCACGUCACGAGAUCAAGACUAUGGAGUAAGUUGUGGUCAUAACAACUACGGACAGCAACUGAACGGCGGCGACUGUUACCUCGUCAUCAACACGAACCACGUAUACAAAAGCGCCAAACACGCCUGCUACACCAGACGCGGCACUCUGGCUGAUGUAUCGAACGCUCAGACAUUGGAACACAUCUACUGCUUUGGACAGUCCAUGGACUACUGGGUUGAAAAGGAAGGAGAGGAGUUUAUCGGGUUGGAAAACACAAAGCUGUUCAGUAAGAAAGUGAUUAGAUUGGGAACCUCCAUCGGUGUCGUCUGUAAGAUCGGUGAGUAUAUAUACAUGUAUCUAUCGUCCAAGCCAGAGUAA
Messenger RNA from Haliotis rubra (blacklip abalone), 4230 nucleotides. RefSeq names its product cell surface hyaluronidase-like. The coding region runs from base 1 to 4230 and encodes 1409 amino acids. Lineage: Eukaryota; Metazoa; Mollusca; Gastropoda; Lepetellida; Haliotidae. The transcript has 32 exons. The record is from RefSeq and is a predicted model, not a curated record.